Messenger RNA from Penicillium brevicompactum, 2160 nucleotides. RefSeq names its product CP2 transcription factor. Gene Ontology annotation, molecular function: RNA polymerase II cis-regulatory region sequence-specific DNA binding; DNA-binding transcription activator activity, RNA polymerase II-specific. Gene Ontology annotation, cellular component: nucleus. The record is from RefSeq and is a predicted model, not a curated record. NCBI's taxonomy places the organism in Eukaryota, Fungi, Ascomycota, Eurotiomycetes, Eurotiales, Aspergillaceae. The transcript has 3 exons. Gene Ontology annotation, biological process: regulation of transcription by RNA polymerase II. The coding region runs from base 1 to 2160 and encodes 719 amino acids.
AUGCUCACCAAACGAAACAACGCCCAGAAGCCUGAUGGUGAGUUCAUUCGUCGCUUCCAACAAGUCUUCUCAGACAUUGUUCCUCGCCGAGAGAUUCCAGGUCCAGGAGUGCCAACUUCAAGACCUCUCAAUGUGAGGGCUAAGGACCAUGAGGUGCCUUCAAACGACAUAAAAAUCGAAAACCACGACAUAAAAUCCACCAUGAACGGCACCGAAAAAAGUACAGCUCGGAAUAUGCGUGACAUGAACUUGACACUCUCGGGGAUGUCACCUGGUCUUUACUCUAUGAUUCCAUCCGCCAACCAGAAUUCUUGCUUUUAUACCCCAAACUCUGGUGGCAUGGGUGCCAUUUUUCAUAAUCAGGCCGGAGACUUGCACACUCCAACGGGAAUGUAUCUUACACCAGGUUCCCAACACCCACACAGCCAAGGCUUUGAAUUAUUCCACCCGCAGUUUAUGCCCAACUAUAUGCCUGAAAUUAAUUUAUAUGCUCAUCAGGCUUCGUAUGCCCCAAGUGCCUUCAUUCGCCAGGGUUCGGAAUAUGACGACAUGGAUUCUUCAGCUGAUGCUUCCUCCAUCAACAAUUUUCAGCUUGAGACGGCGUCCAAAAUGACAGUAUCUACGGACUUCUCGGCUCAGAUGACUGGCUGCAUGUCAUAUGCUAGGGGUGAACAAUUCCGUUUCAAUAUCUCCCUAUGCGCGCCAACCGCAAUGGUGAGAAAUGUGAAAGAAAUUCCCAUUACCUAUCUCAACAAGGGCCAUACAUACAAUAUUCUCGUUCAAGACUCGAAUCCACCCACAAUAAACCCUGAACCGAUUCGAUACAGAACAUCUCUCCGUGUUUCUUUCGAAGAAGAACAACAACGGAUAGAUGCGCCAAGAUGCUGGCAACUGUGGAAAGAAGGCCGGGGCACAAACGAGGCGCGCCAACGCGGUGGAAAAUUGUUGGCAGUCGAAUACGUCGACACCUUCAAAGACGGCGGCGAGAUCCACCAGAAUGGACAAGUUCAAGUUGAAAACAUGUCCGUGGACGGCUUCUGCGUCACUUGGACUGCCAACCCAGCGACCGGCACAAGCGGUUGCAAAAUUCCUGUGCGAUUCAACUUCCUCUCGACUGAUUUCAGCCACUCUAAGGGUGUUAAAGGAAGUCCAGUCAGACUUUGCGCGAAAACCGAAAUUUUGUCAACUGGUGAGGAGUUGGGUGUAACGCACGUGGAGUUGGCUUACUGCAACGUGAAACUCUUCCGAGACCACGGUGCCGAGCGCAAGAUUUCCAACGACACCAAGCAAGUUCAGAAGACCAUCGACAAGCUUAAGCAGCAGGUCUCAGAAGCUGAGAUAGGCGGUGGCUUUGUCAAGCGCAAACGCGGCAACAAGGCUUCGGCUACUGUAAAGGGAAUCAACCGUCCUAUGAAACAGUCAAAGUAUAAGCGUACUUUGUCGAUGGCCUCAGACGAUGGGCUGACCGAGAAUAUCUCUUUAAGAGACGAUCUUCAGUCCAAGUUAGCCAUAAUGCAAGAAAUGUUUUCCUCGGCCCGCUCUGUUAGCGUCUUCGGUUUGCGCGGCGACCAAACCGAUGAUCCAGAUAUAUAUCCGAUUCGGCUGUCAGGUGCUAUAGAGGCUAUUCAACCCGAGGACAUGAGUAGCCAAAACACGGGUGACUUAUGGUCAGCGGAAGCGAUGAUUCCUUCCCCGGCUAACAGUAACUCCUUCAAUUCACCACCUCUGACCUCCACAAAAUUGACAAAGCGCCCAAUUCCCGUCCAGAGAAUCCCAACUGCUGACCAAGUCUCAAGGGGUUUCCUUGAGGCCGUGGGUAUUGAUUCGAAUUAUCGGACCCCGUUGAAAAGCAGACCCAAGCCGAUCGCAUGCUUUUACGUUCGAUUCAGGGCCACGGAGAAGUUCCCCGAGGAUUAUUAUUGUGCAGUUUACCUGUCAGAACGAACUUCCCGGGACCUGAUAAAGCAAAUAUGCGCCAAACAGCAGAUCGAUCCAGUUUGCAUCGUCCGUAUGAUACAUGUCAAUGAACAUGGCAUGCGCAUCCUGGUCGACGACCACGUGGUCUGCGAGCUUCCAGAAGGGCAAGACAUGGUAGUCGACAUUUCUGAGGCAUCUGGUGCGGAUGGCAAUAAUGUCAUGGAGAUCAUAUCAACAUACUAA